AUGGAUGGGAAUCGAAAGACUGCAUCUAUCCGAGUCCGGAGUCGGCCGCUUCAAGUGAUGCUCAAUCAGAGGAAGAUUAAAGCGAGGAGGAAAAAGCGAAAGGAGCUGUUCGGUGGACAGAUAUGCGUGAUGGGACUGCUGCUGAUGGCUGUGUCGGGGCUGUCGUUUUUGGCUGAAGAAGCAGGUUACUGGAUACCUGCUUUGGCUUCAGGGGCUGCGGAGAAGUGGGACAGUCGCAGGCUCCUGCAGGACAGCAACGAUACCGACUACCUGCCCCGCAACUGCACCCCACCUGCUCUACAUGAAUUCCCCACAGACCUGUUCUCUAAUGAUGAGCGGAUGGAGGGAGCGGUGGCUCUGCACGUCCUGUGUGCCAUUUACAUGUUCUACGCGCUGGCAUUGGUGUGUGAUGACUACUUUGUGCCAUCUCUGGAGAAGAUCUGUGAGCGCUUACAUCUCAGUGAGGAUGUGGCUGGAGCAACCUUCAUGGCAGCAGGCAGCUCGGCUCCAGAACUCUUCACCUCUGUCAUCGGUGUCUUUAUCACGAAGGGUGACGUUGGCGUUGGCACCAUCGUUGGCUCUGCUGUUUUCAACAUCCUCUGCAUUAUAGGGGUCUGUGGCAUCUUCGCUGGACAGGCUGUGCGGCUCUCGUGUUGGGCAUUAAUGAGAGACUCGGUGUACUACACUAUCUCCGUGACCACUCUGAUUGUGUUCAUCUAUGAUGAGAAAGUGACAUGGUGGGAGUCUCUGUCGCUAAUUUUGAUGUACCUAGUUUACAUUAUGAUAAUGAAGUUCAACUCUAAUGUUGUGCGUUUCAUUGAGCGACGGAAGAAAAACUCCGCCAAUCUGGGAAACGGUACGACCAGUAACACGGACCUUGACGACGGCUGCGAUGCCACAGUGGUGCUGCUUAAGAAAGCGAACUUCCACAGAAAGCCGUCAGUGCUGAUGGUGGAUGAGCUGUUGUCUGCAUAUCCACACCAGCUUUCCUUCUCUGAGGCCGGGAUGAGAAUCAUGAUCACCAGCCAUUUCUCACCUCGAACCCGCCUUACCAUGGCCUCCCGCAUGCUUAUCACGGAGAGGCAGCGUCUGAUAAACGGGCGCUUCAGUAAUGGAGACUCUGAGGUGACUGUGAAGAUUCCUGGGAGGCGGGGUCUGGAGAACGGGCUGCCAGGGGUGGAGUCAGGCUUAAACGGGCGGAGAGGGCUUCGCCGUGACGAUGACAGGGGUGGGGCGGACGCGGGCACGGAUACGGAAAACGAAAACGAGGAUAACGAGAACAAUGAGAACGAUGAGGAAGAGGAGGAAGAAGACGAGAACGAGGGGCCUUUUGUUCCCUUCCGCUGCCCAGGUGGGAUCUGUAAUAAGCUGAAGUGGCUGCUGGCCUGGCCGCUGACUCUGCUGCUCUUCUUCACCGUGCCGAACUGUGCCAGUCCACGCUGGGAGCACUGGUUUAUGGUCACCUUCUUCAUCUCCACCCUCUGGAUCGCUGGCUUCUCCUACUUCAUGGUUUGGAUGGUCACGGUUAUCGGGUUUACACUGGGCAUUCCAGACGUCAUCAUGGGCAUCACCUUCCUCGCAGCUGGCACCAGCGUCCCAGACUGCAUGGCCAGCCUCAUCGUGGCACGCCAAGGUCUGGGGGACAUGGCGGUGUCUAACUCUAUUGGGAGUAAUGUGUUUGACAUCCUUGUGGGACUGGGUCUACCCUGGGCUCUUCAGACUCUAGCCAUUAACUACGGGACUGUAAUUAAACUAAACAGCAAGGGUCUGAUUUUCUCCGUGGGACUGCUACUGGCAUCCGUGUUUCUCACGGUUAUGGGUGUGCAUUUUAACAAAUGGACCUUGAACCGUCGUCUUGGUUACAUAUGUCUGCUGAUGUACGCUGUCUUCUUGUGUUUCUCCAUCCUCAUCGAGUUCAACGUUUUCACCUUCGUCAAUUUACCCACGUGUCGAGAGCACUGA
This is a messenger RNA of Chanos chanos (milkfish), 1962 nucleotides long. It is a transcript of the gene slc24a3, whose product is annotated as solute carrier family 24 member 3. Gene Ontology annotation, biological process: calcium ion transmembrane transport; intracellular calcium ion homeostasis. The record is from RefSeq and is a predicted model, not a curated record. The transcript is spliced from 18 exons. The coding region runs from base 1 to 1962 and encodes 653 amino acids. Gene Ontology annotation, molecular function: calcium channel activity; calcium, potassium:sodium antiporter activity. Gene Ontology annotation, cellular component: plasma membrane. NCBI's taxonomy places the organism in Eukaryota, Metazoa, Chordata, Actinopteri, Gonorynchiformes, Chanidae.